This is a messenger RNA of Styela clava, 1574 nucleotides long. RefSeq lists its product as uncharacterized. NCBI's taxonomy places the organism in Eukaryota, Metazoa, Chordata, Ascidiacea, Stolidobranchia, Styelidae. Gene Ontology annotation, molecular function: dGTPase activity. The record is from RefSeq and is a predicted model, not a curated record. Gene Ontology annotation, biological process: defense response to virus; dGTP catabolic process; regulation of innate immune response. Gene Ontology annotation, cellular component: nucleus.
UUCUAGAUUAUUGAUAUAAAGGCUCUUGUUACUUUGUGACGAAAUAGACGUAACUUAGAAUGAAUGAGACAGUAUUUAACGACCCAGUUCAUGGUACAAUAUCUCUUCGUCCUGAGUUGGUGAAAAUCAUCAACACUCCGCAGUUCCAAAGACUGCGAAAUAUCAAACAGUUGAGUGGAAAAUACUUCGUUUAUCCCGGUGUAUCACACAAUCGUUUUGAGCACAGCAUUGGUACCGCAUAUUUAGCGGGAAAAUUGGUUCGUCAUCUCAAGAAGAAUCAAGAUCUUGGAAUUGACGAGAGAGAUGUUCUGUGUGUUGAAAUAGCUGGACUCUGCCAUGAUCUUGGUCACGGUCCUUUUUCACACUUGUUCGAUGGAAUGUUCAUGAAAAAGUUGAAAAAAAGAGAAUCAGAAGAGGAAAGAGUAGAGAAUGAGAAAUAUCUUUCCCACGAAGAUAUUUCUUGCAAAAUGUUGGAUCUUUUGCUCGAUGGAAUAGAAGAGAAAAUUGUGUCAGAGGAAGAGCGCCAAUUUAUCAAAGAAAUGAUUGCGGGGAGUGGCAAAGGGUGUACUUCCGAUCGUUGGUUCCUCUACGAAAUUAUAUCAAAUAAGACCAACGGAGUCGAUGUUGAUAAGUGGGAUUAUUUUGCAAGAGAUUGUCAUCACUUGGGUAUUCCGAAUGGAUUCAACCACAAUCGUUUUUUACAGUUUAUGCAAGUGUUACCAGUUGAAAAGGAUGACCAAUAUAAAGAAGAAGGAAAGCAUAUUUGUGUACAUGAGAAGGAAUGUUUCAAUUUGUAUGAAAUGUUUCACACACGAUGUUCUCUACACCGAAGAGCAUAUCAGCACAAAGCUGGGAAUGCAAUUGACCAUAUGAUCAGUGAUGCCCUGGUAGAAGCCGACAGACACAUCCUAUUUCGUGGAAAAAAAGCUGAACCACAAAACCUUGAUUGGAAUGAGGCGCGUAAACUUGAGAAUGGAUGCUUUAAAUUACCAGACCCCGAUUCCCCAAACAGAAAUUUUCUGAAGGACGGGAAUGAUGUAUUUCAUCUUCGCACUAUAUCUCAAUGCGUUGAUGAUCCUGUAGCAUAUACAAAGCUAGAUGAUGGAAUUUUUCAACAAAUUCUACAUUCUGACGGUGAACCUCUAAAAAAAGCUCGGGAAAUUCUCGAAAGAAUAUUCAGGAGAGAUAUAUAUAGAUGUAUUGGAGACGUAUUGGAUUGUAUUGGAGACGAGCAACUUAAAGAAGGGCAAGAUGUCAGGGUGAAAGAGCAUGAAAUCAAGAAACAAAUAGUCGGUGACAGCAACAUCAUAGGGGUGGAUGAUUUAGAAGUUAGUUUGGUUGUACUGAACUACGGUGAUGAUGAUAAUAAUCCAGUAGCAAAGUAUCGGUUCUAUUCGAAAAGUGAACAUCAAGAACCGUUGAAGGCGAAGGAAAUUAAGCCCUGCGAGUUUUCUAACAUGCUGCCGGCGAAAUUUGAGGAAAGAAGAAUACAGGUUUUCUGCAAGAAUCCAGGUUUUCUGCAAAAAAAAGCAAUUGAAGCCAGAAAACGCUUUGAGGAUUGGAAAAAAAAAUAA